This is a messenger RNA of Necator americanus (New World hookworm), 399 nucleotides long. RefSeq lists its product as uncharacterized. NCBI's taxonomy places the organism in Eukaryota, Metazoa, Nematoda, Chromadorea, Rhabditida, Ancylostomatidae. The record is from RefSeq and is a predicted model, not a curated record. The transcript is spliced from 3 exons. The coding region runs from base 1 to 399 and encodes 132 amino acids.
AUGCGCUACCUUCUUCUGCUCGCAUUCUGCAUCUGGAUUGCUUAUGCAAAAGAAAAGUGUUCCUGGGAAGGGAGAAAAUUCAUCGCAGCUUUAGUGAAGGAAGCACCCAAGCCCACCGUUGAAGCAGCGGAGAAAGUUUUUCAAAAAAAGCUUAAUGGAGAGGACCCAAUAAUUUCAGUAACAUUUAAAGAGGAGGACGGCAAGGAGUACACCUACGUGAUGGUUGGACAGGGAGAGUCCGAGAAGGUGGAUGUUUGGGUAUUCGAAAACAGUGGAUCAACACUAGUGAACGGUAAAGCCAGUGACGGCAAAACUCUUCUCUACAAGAUAGCUCAUUGCAGUAGUUUUGGUGGAAGACCAAGAAUGUACAAAUCCUUCCAAUUAGCAUUGGAAGAGUAG